Diaporthe citri is the source of this 1395-nucleotide messenger RNA. RefSeq lists its product as uncharacterized. The record is from RefSeq and is a predicted model, not a curated record. Bases 1 to 1395 code for a protein of 464 amino acids. The transcript is spliced from 3 exons. NCBI's taxonomy places the organism in Eukaryota, Fungi, Ascomycota, Sordariomycetes, Diaporthales, Diaporthaceae.
AUGGUUCUCAACGCCCACCACGCCAAUGACCACAGAAACCCGAACGGCCCUGGGGAUGCCAGGCCGACGGCGCUCAAGAUCGUCCGAGAUCAAGGCUUAGACGGCGAGCUGUUGGGCAAGGUCUUCUUUGUGACCGGAUGUACAUCUGGGAUCGGUACUGAGACGGCUAGCGCCCCCCACGUCACGGGAGCCGACAUGUGGCAAAUGGAUUGCAAGGGCAUGUUUGGACAGAUGUCUUUGCUUUACGGCCGCCUGAUUCUGUCCUGCCAUUAUGCACUUGUCGUCCUCAUUGCGGGUACUGUCCAGAAGCUGAGGAGGAUGGACUCAGUUGUUCACAUCUUCUACGAGAUUACGGGCACGACAGGCGCCUUCGUCACGGCCCUGGUGCUGAUCCCCCAGCUGGGCAACAACCGCGCCUUCAUCAUCACGCCCGUCGCCUUCUUCUUCUGCGCCACCUCGUGGUUCUUCAUCUCGGACCUCGGCCACGAGAAGAGGAAGGGCCAGGUCCUCGCCAACCAGCCGGGCUACGUCAAGGCGACCCUGGGCGGCUUCUGGCUCUUCUUCGAGUCCAUCGGCGCCGGCGCCAAGAUCCUCUUCACGUCGCGCAAGUUCGUCUGGCUCGUCCCGGGUUACGCCAUCGCGCUGUACGGCCACAGGUACCUCGAGAACGGCAUCGCGCCCCAGGUGGCCAGGCGCUACCUGGGCCAGUCCGGGUGGGGCCAGCUGAUGGUCGGCGGGUCGAACAUGGGCGAGCUGCUCGGGGCGCUGGUCGUGUUCCUGUCCAACAACUACGUGCAGACGCCCAUGCCGUGGUUGCGCCUGGACUCCCUCUUCCUGCUGAUCGUGUGGUACAUGCCCUUCUGGCGCCCGCCCCGUAACCAGGUCGGUCAGGCUUGGCUCGUGGCCGCAACGUUCCUGCCCAUCUCCUUCGGCUGGGCGGCCGGUGAUGUCUCCCUGGCCGCGUACAUACAGGCGUGCCUGGCUAGGCUGGAGUCCAAGAACAAGAACGUGUCUGCUCUGGGGGCGGUCAUGGCAUUCCUCUAUUCCUUCUACAUCGUCACUUAUGCCGUCCUCGGCACGUUCCUCGGGAGGUACCUGGACGGCGUGUACAACGCGACGGGCGGCUCUGACGGGGGUUCCAUCUCGAGCGGGCUCGUGUACACGGCCGGCGCGCAGUUCACCAUCAUCUGCGUGGUGGUGUUCGCGAGCACGUUCGUGCCCAAGGGGGCGGUGGCGUUCAACCCUAAGAUGCUGCACGACGAGGCGUUGGAUGAUGAUGUCGACAUGCAAGAGGUCGCCUCUGCGGACAACUCGCCUGAGAUUCGGCCUGGUAGCAGGUGCGACAGCGAUGGGUUUGACGUAUACGAUGAGAAGAGUCCGGCUAUUAUCAUCUAA